Eucalyptus grandis is the source of this 856-nucleotide messenger RNA. Its product is annotated as auxin-responsive protein SAUR77. NCBI's taxonomy places the organism in Eukaryota, Viridiplantae, Streptophyta, Magnoliopsida, Myrtales, Myrtaceae. The transcript has a single exon. Gene Ontology annotation, biological process: response to auxin. The record is from RefSeq and is a predicted model, not a curated record. The coding region runs from base 235 to 585 and encodes 116 amino acids.
UUAAUGGAAAACCACCAACGCUCUUCCCCCCUCUUCAUCUUCGCCUUUACAUAUGUACUUUCUCUCUUCCUAGCCGUUUCUCAACCCAUCUCAUCUCUCGAUUUCUCUCGACUUCUCUCUCUCUCUCUCUCUCUCUCUCUCCCAAACAUCUUGUGACUGUCAGCUUAAUCUCAUAAUUUCCAGGAGCUUCUCGGUCGAGCUCCAAACGGGCCCCUAGAUCCAGUCUCUCUCCCCAUGGAUUGCCUGGUCUUGCCGGUCUCGAUCCUGAGAAGGUGGUCGGCGGGUUCGAGAUCGGGCUACCGGCCCCUCCUGGAGGAGGCAGAGCCGACGGCGGCGGUGAAGGUGGUGGUGGGGAAGGAGAGGAAGGAGUUCCUGGUGGACCCUUUCGUGUUGGAGGAGAACCCUUUCCGGGUCUUGAUCGAUUCGGCAAGGCAGAGAGAGACGAGGAAAGAGAAGAGGGUGGUUCUGGUGGACGUGGACUCCAUCUUGUUCGAGCACAUGCUGUGGCUGAUGCGCAACGAUUCCACUUCUCUGUUCCAGCUGAAUCUCAAGGACAUCAUUGACUUCUAUGCUCAAGAUUUUUAGAGAGACGAGGAAAAAAAAAACACAGAAGAGGAGAUAAAUAUACAGAUAGGUUAAACACUGAUCGAGAGAUUGUAAAUUUUCUUUUGUUAUAAUGGGUUCUGUGCAAACAAUACAUAAAUUUCGAAUGCAAUAGCAUCGUGUUAUUUUGAAGCUAUAGGAUUUCUCUGGCCCCCUUUCUCUUUGAACUGUUUGUGCUUGAAUUUGACUUCAUGUUCUUCAAUCUAUUUAUUCACCUUUUCCAUCUUUUAAUUGAAUUUUCUUUUGGGUUUUA